Molecule: messenger RNA, 1322 nt
Organism: Uloborus diversus
Lineage: Eukaryota; Metazoa; Arthropoda; Arachnida; Araneae; Uloboridae
Product: bone morphogenetic protein 10-like
Exons: 5
Coding region: 1-1317 (438 amino acids)
Biological process (GO): BMP signaling pathway; SMAD protein signal transduction
Cellular component (GO): extracellular region
Molecular function (GO): cytokine activity; growth factor activity
Source: RefSeq, a predicted model, not a curated record
AUGCAGGCAUAUAACAAAUGCAAACAAUUUGUGAUCAUUCUGAUGAUAUAUGCUGUACUUUUGAUAACUGGUCUAGGCACAUAUGUAGUAAAUAAAACCGAUUCACAAGUACAACAGCAUGAUUCUACUGUUAAAAUAGAAACAAUCAAAAGUGAUCUUGAUGAAUUUGCUGAUGGUCAACUUUCAUUCUUAGUGGAUUUUAUAAACGUGGUUUCGACUACACCAACCACGGACGGUUUACCGCUAAAAAGAAUAGUGAAACGGAGCGUAUCAGCACCUCAUGUGCCUCAAUACAUGCUGGAUUUAUACGAAUAUCUAUCGGAUAAAAAAGUUCUCGUAAAAUUUGACACCGCAAGGAGUUUUCCGAGUUCAAGAAACGAAGAGUUUUCGUCGCAUUCUUUAGAGGACACCAACCUGGUUGGAAGUGAAGCCUUCCAAAGGUAUCCUGUGCUAUUCAACAUCUCCAAUUUCCCUGAAAAGGAAAAUGUCCAGUUUGCACAACUCAGAAUCAAACUGAUACCUCAACUGAAAUCCGACAGUUCCAGAGCUCUCUUGUUUACAGCCGACGUUACAGAGGUAUUUCGGAAGGCACAGACUUCUGACUUACAAAACAGUUUGAUGUUUGAAGUGAGAACACCAAAAAAUAUUGACGGACUUAUGGACUCAUCUACAAACAACGACCCUCAGCUAUUAGUUUUAUCGAAAUCUAUCCUUGAUUCUCAUGAAGAUUCCAUUUUGAAAAGAAUGCGCAGAUCUUUGGAAGAAUCAUCCAGAAUGAAAACGCCAUUUCUUCGAACUACAAAAAAUGCUCACCAUUUUACUCCAUACGAUUUAUCACCACAUCAAUACAAGAAGAUGAAUAAUAAAACAGCAGGUGAAGACACACAUUUAGCUCGCAACAGACGAAGUGAAGAUGAAGAUGAAGAGACGGAAGAGCAGAGCAAUUACAUUGUGGAGGAACUAGGAAGAGUAAGGAAAGGGAAGCUGAAGAAAAGAAAAAAUCCGUGCCGACGAAAACCUCUGCAGGUCAACUUUGCUGACAUUAAGUAUGAUCAGUGGAUCAUUGCUCCUCCUAGCUAUCAAGCUUUCGAAUGCACUGGCAAAUGUUCGUUCCCAAUGAGUGCCCACUUGACGCCAACGAAGCACGCCAUCAUCCAGACUCUGAUGCACAGUCUGGAGCCGAAGCAAAUAUCCAGGGCAUGUUGCGUCCCCACCAAACUCACCUCCAUAUCUGUGCUCUAUGUGGACGACGACGGAGUAGUCACCUACAAGUAUGAUUACGACGACAUGGUCGUGGCAGAAUGUGGAUGCAGAUGACACUA